Scleropages formosus (Asian bonytongue) is the source of this 1399-nucleotide messenger RNA. It is a transcript of the gene ghrhrl, whose product is annotated as growth hormone releasing hormone receptor, like. Lineage: Eukaryota; Metazoa; Chordata; Actinopteri; Osteoglossiformes; Osteoglossidae. The transcript has 13 exons. Gene Ontology annotation, molecular function: growth factor binding; peptide hormone binding; vasoactive intestinal polypeptide receptor activity. Gene Ontology annotation, biological process: cell surface receptor signaling pathway; adenylate cyclase-activating G protein-coupled receptor signaling pathway; positive regulation of cell population proliferation. Gene Ontology annotation, cellular component: plasma membrane. Bases 35 to 1276 code for a protein of 413 amino acids. The record is from RefSeq and is a predicted model, not a curated record.
UCCGCCGGGACUCGUGUCCACUGUGAAGAUCAAGAUGUUCAUCAUCUCCACCUUCGGGUUCGUUUGCGCGGCGUGGAUCGCAUCUCCUGUGUUGUCGACUCUUCAUCCGGAAUGUGAAUAUAUCUUCCAGCUGGAGAAGGAUGGCGAGCGGUGCCUUCAGGAGAUUGCCGACUACAAGUACAACUCCUCCGCAGGCUGCCUACCCUUGUGGGACUCUGUGGUCUGCUGGCCAACAGCCGCGGUUGGCGAAACGGUCACUGUGGCCUGUCCAGCGAUCUUCUCUCUCUUCCGGAACAACACAGGCACCGUGAGCCGCAACUGCACCAGCGAUGGGUGGAGCGAACCAACCCCGCCUUACCACAUCGCCUGCAGUGUGGAGGACGACAUACCAGAGGAGUGGUAUUUUUCCACUGUGAGAACAGUUUAUACCAUCGGCUAUGCCAGCUCCCUGGUCUCUCUCAGCAUCGCUGUGGGCAUCCUGCUGCAUUUCAGGAGGCUUCGCUGCGCUCGCAAUUACAUCCACAUCCAACUGUUCCUCACCUUCAUCCUGAGAGCCGCUGCAGUGUUUGUGAAGGACCGUGCCCUGUUCAACAGCACAGACACGGAACACUGCUCCCUGUCCACUGUGACCUGUAAGGCCUCAGUGGUGCUCUGCCACUACUGCGUCAUGGCCAACUUUUUCUGGCUCUUGGUGGAGGCGCUGUACCUCAACUCCUUGCUGAUGUGGGCACGACAUGGGGGAAACCGGCUCCUAUGGUGGUUUGCGCUCCUUGGCUGGGGUGUUCCUGCCAUUUUCAUGCUCAUGUGGAUCAUGUCCAGGGUCUACUUUGAGGAUACGGAGUGUUGGGACAUUAAUGAAAACUCACCGUACUGGUGGAUCAUUAAGGGACCAAUAGCAGUGUCCAUUUGUGUGAACUUCGUCCUCUUUGUAAACAUCAUCCGAAUUCUGGGGCAGAAGCUGAAUCCUCGGCUGACGCAGUUCAACAACUCCGCCCAGUACAGACGUCUGACCAAGUCCACUCUUCUGCUCAUCCCUCUCUUUGGGACCCACUAUAUGGUGUUCAACUUCCUGCCGGACUCCGAACAUGUUGGCAUGCGGCUGUGCAUCGAGCUCUGCCUGGGGUCCUUCCAGGGCCUUAUUGUAGCCAUCCUGUACUGCUUUCUCAACAAAGAGGUUCAAACGGAGAUCCACAUGAGGUGGUUGCGGUGGCACGAGAACAGCUAUGGGGCGGUGCCGGCUGGGGUCAAGUGUAGCCAAAUGGACACGCCUUUCUGACACACCCACCAACACACUCCGCCCACAACCAGGAGUGACGACACUUACGCCCCUUUCAGAUACACCCACUAUCAAGCUCCGCCCUCUGAAAAAGACAAUCAAAUGGACAGUCCUUGUUCACUU